CAGAUGAUUGCUUCGGAUUGAUGCCGGACGCCGAAGAAGAUGGCAGGUUCUGUUUCAUCCUGCCGGGAGAGCGCGGUUAAUCUUGGGAUCGGACAGCUGCUAAACCCCGAGACUCAGGGCGUUGGCAAUGUGCAUUGCCACAACAAGAGGAAUGUACAGUAUGCAAUGCGACAUGGCCGACCUGUCUUUUCCUGGUUUCGCAAUCCCGCCAAGACCUUCAAUAUGGGAUCAGUAACGCCUCUGCAGCUGGUAGAUCCUGGAGCCCAGAACGCACACACUCCACACACUGUGAGCACCGCGAGACGCACCACCAGGCAACCCGAUCCCGUCCUACCAUUCUCGCGAUCGUACUCGUUCUGCUAUAUGAACUGCUCGUACUCGCACCCGGGGCUUCCCAGGGGGAGACACAUAAGUAAAAGUUUUGCACGACAUCCUGUUUUGGAACUCGUAAGCCAUCCGUUCCCCUCUCUUUGGUUUCCGUUAUCUGUAUCUUCAGUCCUGGUUGACAAAGAUAACUCUUCAAACUUCACACCAUGACGACCUCAGAGGUCCUCCCCAGUGCUGACAGCACCAAUGGCUCCGACGGAGCCCCCCCCGACAUGGCAGCCAUGCAAGCCAAGUUCGCCAGCAUCCAACAAAAAUACACUGAAGAAGCCUCCAAACGCUUCCGCUCAGACGGCCUCGCCCAGUACGUCGACCUCCAGUACGCCAAGGACGCCCGCAUCCAUUCGCUAGGCAAAGAUCCCUGGGUCGACCACGCAGCUCUCAACGCCAAAACCCCCGCUGUCAAGGAUGGCGGGAGGUACAAAUUCGUCAUCCUGGGAGGCGGCUACGGCGGUCUCAUCACCGCUGUCAAGCUUAUCGAAGCUGGUCUCGUCAACGGUCCUGAUGACCUCCGUAUCAUUGAGGCUGGUGGUGGAUAUGGUGGUACUUGGUAUUGGAACCGCUAUCCUGGUCUGCACUGUGAUGUGGAGAGUUAUAUCUACAUGCCGCUGUUGGAAGAGACGGGGUAUGUUCCUAAGCUAAAAUACGCUACGGGACUUGAGCUGCGUGAGCAUGCUGAGAGGAUUGCCACAAAGUGGGAUCUCCAUGACAAGGCGCUUUUCAGGUCGGAGGUGACGGAUUGCAGGUGGAGUGAUGAGGAGGAGGUGUGGAAUGUGGCUGUGAUGGAAAACAGGGGGCCAGAGGAGGGAGAAAGGAAGCUGAAUAUCCAGGCGAAUUAUUUCUUUGUUUUGUCGGGUGUUUUGACGAUUCCUCAUGUCCCCAAGGUACCGGGACUGGAGAACCUUGGGGGGUCGAUGUUCCAUACAUCUCGCUGGGAUUAUGGGACUACGGGUGGCUCGCAGGAGGACCAGAAUUUGACCGGCUUGGAAGGGAAAAGGGUGGGGAUUAUCGGGACUGGUGCGACGGCUAUUCAGGUUGUGCCGAAGCUGGCAAAGUUUGCGAAGGAGGUGUAUGUUUUCCAGCGGACGCCUUCGUCGGUGAGUUGGCGUGGCCAGAAGGAAACGGAUCUUGAGGAAUGGAAAACAAAGAUCGCCAACAAAAAAGGAUGGCAGCGCGAGCGCCGCUAUAACUGGGUCACUUACCUUAACAACUGCGCUCCCCCAGAGCAAGUCAACAUGGUGGGCUGUGGAUGGACCGAGGCGCCUGCCUAUUGUGCUAUCAUUGGCUCUCCCAACUUUGGGAUCAUUGAGCCUACUCCAGAGAAGAUUGGCGAGCAUGUUGGGGGCCUCUUGAUGUUGGACCUGCCACGUGCUGAAAAGGCUCGUGCUCGCAUUGAUGAGAUCGUCAAGGACCCGGAAACAGCAAAGGCGCUCAAGCCUUGGUACCCUGUUUGGUGCAAGCGUCCAACUUUCAGUGAUGAGUACCUGCAGGCAUUCAACCUCCCUCACGUUCACUUGGUUGACACAGACGGAAAGGGUAUCGACUCUGCUACUAGCACAGGGCUGGUCGUGCAAAAGAAGGAGUAUCCGCUCGACAUCCUCGUUCUCAGCACUGGGUAUCGGUCUCCUGCGUAUGGUGGUCUCAACCCUGCGAAACGGACGGGAAUCAAUGUUUUUGGUCGUGGUGGAAAGUCGUUCGACGACAAGUGGGAUGCUCAGGGAGCUUCGACUCUCCAUGGUGUUAUCAGCCGCGGGUUUCCUAACCUUUUCUUUGGGCCGACUGCUCAGUUUGGGCAGUCUCCUAACAACACUGAAACGUUGGAUAUUGCGGCUGAACACAUGACUCACUUCAUCAAGAAGGCCGAGGAAAAGGUUGGGGGGCUCGCCGUGAUUGACCCGACAGUAGAGGCUGAAGAGGGCUGGGCGAUGGAAGCCGUCAAGCGAGCUGCCAAUCUUGCUGCACUUAGCGUGUGCACGCCAGGUUAUACCACUUCGGAGGGCGAGUUCAACAAGCCAAAUCAGGAUCCUGCCGAGAUGAUGAAGAGUGCUAGGAUGGGUAUUUGGUCGGAGGGCAUCUUGUCCUUUAUGAAGGUUCUUGAAGAGUAUAGGGCUGGUGAUUUAGUGGGAGUUGAUGUUACUCCGAGGAAGUCUGGGUAAUGUCCAUCAUGAAGAGUUGGAUUGUUUCUAGGAUGCAGUAGAGGUAGCUUGUAGCUUCAACGACGUUGGAUAUUUCCAAGUUCAAUAUCCUCCAGAUGGUUUCCUGGUGCCAUU
Molecule: messenger RNA, 2654 nt
Organism: Podospora bellae-mahoneyi
Lineage: Eukaryota; Fungi; Ascomycota; Sordariomycetes; Sordariales; Podosporaceae
Exons: 2
Coding region: 534-2540 (668 amino acids)
Molecular function (GO): flavin adenine dinucleotide binding; N,N-dimethylaniline monooxygenase activity; NADP binding
Source: RefSeq, a predicted model, not a curated record